Rhopalosiphum padi (bird cherry-oat aphid) is the source of this 519-nucleotide messenger RNA. RefSeq names its product large ribosomal subunit protein eL29 (gene RpL29). The coding region runs from base 183 to 446 and encodes 87 amino acids. Gene Ontology annotation, cellular component: ribosome; cytosolic large ribosomal subunit. Gene Ontology annotation, biological process: cytoplasmic translation. Lineage: Eukaryota; Metazoa; Arthropoda; Insecta; Hemiptera; Aphididae. The transcript is spliced from 4 exons. Gene Ontology annotation, molecular function: structural constituent of ribosome. The record is from RefSeq and is a predicted model, not a curated record.
AAAUUUUAUAUAGGAAUGGCGUCGUGUUUUGUUUAGGUGCAGAUCGCAGAAUUACACACUGGUGACUGGUAUCAUAGUAUAUAUGUACAUUCUCUAGUUUUCGUCGUCGUCGUCGUCGUCGUGUAAUCGGCAAUCUCGUUCGUCUUCGUGUUUAAGGAAUUAUAUUCAUAUAAACUUGCAAAAUGGCCAAGUCAAAGAAUCAUACCAAUCACAAUCAAAAUCGCAAGGACCAUCGUAAUGGUAUCUACAGGCCAAAGAAAUACAGACAUGAAUCACGUCGUGGUGUUUGUCAAAAGUUUUUAAGGAACCAGAAACAUGCUUUAAAAGGAAAUUUGUCUACCGCAGAUCAAGUGGCCAGAGCUAACGAAAGAAGUGAAAAGAGGUUAGCUUUGAGGACCAAAUUUGCUGAAUUCAGAAAGAAGAAAGCUGCAACAAAAAAACCAUAAUUCUGACUGUUAAAAAAAUUGUUUGACAUCAAUAUAUUUCCUUAUCGUUUAAUUUAAACGAUCAUUAAUACAA